Nomia melanderi (Alkali bee) is the source of this 2855-nucleotide messenger RNA. Its product is annotated as oxysterol-binding protein-related protein 9. Gene Ontology annotation, cellular component: membrane; cytosol; Golgi apparatus. NCBI's taxonomy places the organism in Eukaryota, Metazoa, Arthropoda, Insecta, Hymenoptera, Halictidae. The record is from RefSeq and is a predicted model, not a curated record. Gene Ontology annotation, molecular function: sterol binding.
AGGAAGUAACUAGGAAGAUAGUAAGCCGGUACAGAUGAUUUUUUUCUCUUACACACGAUCCUAUUUCAAUAAAGGAAAGACCGUAAAUUUUGUUGCGCUCGAAAUGAUAGAUUCAAAUUGAAAGUAUGUACAUGCGUGUCACCGAUAAAUUGGCGCAAUUUAAAUCCGCUAUCAUUCGUUUGCGAGAUAAAGAAUUAAUUCCAAUCUAAAGACGUUUGAAAAUUCGUCUUAUGUAAAUCUUCUUAUAGAGUUACCUUUCUAUAUGUUCGUACAGAAACACGUAUUAUAUCUGUACCUGUAUAUAUGCCGUGAGUAACAGCGAGCAACAAAUAACAAUGUCGACGAUGGAAGGUUCACUUAGCAAAUGGACAAAUGUUGUUAACGGAUGGCAAUAUCGAUGGUUUGUUCUAGAUGACAAUGCCGGUCUAUUGUCGUAUUAUACGAGUAAGGAGAAAAUGAUGAGAGGAGCACGCAGAGGAUGUGUACGCUUAAGAGGCGCUAUCAUUGGUAUAGAUGAUGAAGAUGAUAGCACAUUUACCAUUACAACAUCAUCUUAUAAAGAUGAUCCAAAAACAUUUCACUUCCAAACACGAAAUGCAGAGGAACGAGAGCGUUGGAUUCGUGCUUUAGAAGAUACUAUAUUACGUCAUUCUCAUGCUAGGUGGGAUCCUAAAAAGUCUCCCCCAAAACAAGAUUUUGAUCGUAAAGUAGCUGAAGCAGACGCUUAUCUCCAACUGUUAAUUGAUCAAAUAAAAGUAAUUGAAACGAAACAAAGGAAUGCAUCUACGGAAGAUGAAGAAAAGCAAGAGAAGUAUACAGCAAUUUUAACUCAAGCUAAUGCAAUGCUUAAUUCUGUUAAGCAUACAAUAGUUCAGUUGCAAAUUGCAAAGAACACAGCAAUACCUGUAAAUGGGAUAUAUAGGGGACCCACUGACUCAAUACAUGUUUCAUCUGCCUUAUCUCAUGUUGCUACUAGAGAACCAGAAACAGCUGUACAAACUGGAAUUGAAUUGGGUUCUGAAUGUGUAGAACCAAGAAUACCUACAUUGCCAAAUGCUGUUGUAGAUAGAGAUCUUCCAGUACCACAAUUUUCUUACUCAUCUUCGGACGAGGAUGAAGAUUAUUUUGAUGCAGCAGAUGAAAUAGCACCACCUAGCGCAAUACAAAAUCAUAUUACUGUUAGACGACGAGAGAGCGAACGGUCACAAAUGCAUGCAGACAAUUCUAAUGAAAACCGGAGACAAAACCCGUUACCUCCUACAAAAGGUGACGGAUCAGUUGAUUAUGAUGCUCUUUACGAGGAGGAAAGCGAAACCGAAAUGGAUUCCAUGGAAUCCCACGGUUCAGUUGUAACCCAUCUCUUGUCGCAAGUGAAAAUUGGCAUGGAUUUAACAAAAGUAGCAUUACCUACGUUUAUAUUGGAACGCAGAUCACUUUUAGAAAUGUAUGCAGAUUACUUUACUCAUCCAGAUCAAUUUAUAAGCAUAGCAGAUAUGGUUACCCCAAGAGAUAGAAUGGUUCAAGUAGUUCGCUGGUAUUUAUGCAGUUUCCAUGCAGGUCGUAAAUCAGGUGUAGCAAAAAAACCGUAUAAUCCAAUAUUAGGUGAAAUUUUUAGGUGUCAUUGGGAUAUUCCCAAUGUCACUGUAGAUAGUACAAUUGAUUCGAAAUUAGUUGCCGAAGGUCCUGUACCUUGGUGUAGAGAGAAUCAACUUUCAUUCGUUGCAGAACAAGUUUCUCAUCAUCCUCCAAUAAGCGCAUUCUAUGCUGAACAUUAUACGAAGCAAAUUAGUUUUGGAGCACAUGUAUGGACAAAAAGUAAAUUCCUUGGAUUAAGUAUAGGGGUGCAUAACGUAGGCAAGGGUUGGGUAAAUGUAUUACAGUAUGGAGAAGAGUACAUCUUAUCUUUUCCAAAUGGUUAUGGUAGAUCUAUCCUUACUGUACCAUGGAUAGAAUUAGGAGGAACUGCAACUAUACAUUGCCCACAGACUGGCUUCCAUGCUACUGUAGAAUUUUUGACAAAACCUUUUUAUGGGGGUAAACGUAACCGUAUUACAUGUCAGAUUACACAACCGGGAGAUAAAAAACCAUUUCUUUCUAUAAAUGGAGAGUGGAGUGGUGCUAUGGAAGCAAAAUGGGCUGAUGGUAGAACUGAAAUAUUCGCGGACGUUAGAGAACUUACUACUCAGAAAAAAUUAGUAAAACCAGUCUGCGAACAGGAAGAUAACGAGUCGCGAAAAGUUUGGCGAGAUGUAACUGUGGGAUUAAGGAUUAAUGACAUGGAGAAAGCCACUGCAGCAAAGUGUACCAUUGAACAGAGACAACGCGACGAGGCACGAAUUAGAAAAGAAAAUAACAGUAAUUGGCAAACUAAGCUGUUUAAAGAAACUAAGGAUGGCGGGUGGGUGUAUGUAAAACCUCUUGCAGACAGAUUACACUCGACUCCAGAUCAAGCGGGAGCAACGUAAAUUCAAAAGAUACUUCGCCAGUCUACGAUAAUGCACACAGUACUAGAAACUUAACGCCUAAUUAACCAAGGCAUGACUAAUUCUAAUAUUAGUUAAUUUAUACAAUAUAUUUUAAUGCUUUCAAGACACUGUUUUUAUGCCUAAUGACUCUAUACCUUUCAAACAAAGACAAUUGAAGAAAAUUACUCAUUAUUUCUUCUAAAAUGUUACUUUUCAUCUAAACCUGAUUAAGUACAAUAGCAAAUAUUAAAGCGGUAUAUAAUAUUAAGAUUUCAUUCAAUAAUGUAUAUGUAUUUUGAUAGGUGGCAAAUUAUUUUUUAUAACACAUAGUUAGUGGUAGUCACGAUAUUGAAAAAAAAUCAUAAUAGUAUCGUGCCAUGUAUUAUAUGU